This is a messenger RNA of Drosophila busckii, 618 nucleotides long. RefSeq names its product angiopoietin-related protein 6-like. Bases 1 to 618 code for a protein of 205 amino acids. The record is from RefSeq and is a predicted model, not a curated record. Lineage: Eukaryota; Metazoa; Arthropoda; Insecta; Diptera; Drosophilidae. The transcript has a single exon.
AUGUUCAAGCCUUGCAUUCUCUUCGCCAUUGUGCUCCUCGCCAGUGCCACUUCAGCUCAGCAGAAGGACGCUGAUGGUUGGACCGUAGUUGCCCAGCGCAGCACUGGCAACUUGAACUUCUAUCGCAACUGGGCGGACUACAAGGCGGGUUUCUCUGAUCAGGCCGAGGAGUUCUUCAUUGGCUUGGAGAACCUGCAUCAAAUGACUUCCAGCGAGCCUCAUGAGUUGUCCAUUGUGCUCGAAGACUUUGACGGACAGACUCGUACGGCGAAUUAUGCUGAGUUCUUGAUAAACGGCGAGGAUGAUGGCUACCGUCUAGCGGUUCUGACCAAUUACACUGGCGAUGCCGGCAACUCCUUGUAUUGGCACAGACGCAUGCGCUUCACCACAUAUGAUCGUAAAAAUGAUGGAUCUAUGGCCAUGUAUAACUGUGCAGAUAUUGCAAUGGGUGGUUGGUGGUACGACAACUGCUCCUACAGCAAUCUGUUUGGCCUCUAUAUGAAUGGUGAGCUCGAGACUCGCAACGCACGCAAGGGAAUGUACUGGGAAAUGUUCCGUGGUAUUCAAUACUCGCUUAAGUCCAUGAAGAUGAUGGUGCGCCCUGCUGCUGCUAAGUAA